Messenger RNA from Sturnus vulgaris (Common starling), 1274 nucleotides. RefSeq names its product RAB22A, member RAS oncogene family (gene RAB22A). Gene Ontology annotation, molecular function: GTPase activity; GTP binding. Lineage: Eukaryota; Metazoa; Chordata; Aves; Passeriformes; Sturnidae. The record is from RefSeq and is a predicted model, not a curated record.
AUGAUCGUGCUGGGCCGCGUCUCAGGCGCUCGCUGAAGGCGCUGCUCGCCCGGCCAUGGCUCUAAGGGAGCUGAAAGUUUGCCUUCUGGGGGACACUGGUGUGGGCAAAUCAAGUAUUGUGUGGAGAUUUGUCGAAGACAGCUUUGAUCCCAACAUCAACCCAACAAUAGGAGCCUCAUUUAUGACCAAGACUGUACAGUAUCAAAAUGAGCUGCAUAAAUUCCUGAUUUGGGAUACAGCUGGACAGGAGCGGUUUCGUGCUUUAGCCCCGAUGUAUUACCGAGGGUCAGCAGCAGCCAUUAUAGUGUAUGACAUCACAAAAGAGGAAACUUUCUCAACGCUAAAGAACUGGGUUAAAGAGCUCCGCCAGCAUGGACCUCCCAACAUUGUUGUAGCUAUUGCAGGAAAUAAGUGUGAUCUUAAUGAUGUCAGAGAAGUCAUGGAAAAAGAUGCUAAAGACUAUGCAGAUUCCAUUCAUGCAAUAUUUGUAGAGACAAGUGCAAAAAAUGCAAUAAACAUUAAUGAACUCUUUAUAGAAAUUAGUCGCAGAAUUCCAUCCACUGACACCAACCCCGCGGCCAGUGGGAAGGGCUUCAAACUUCGACGACAGCCAUCGGUGACAAAGCGCAGCUGCUGUUGACUGACCCCUUAGAAAAUCAAACUUGUUUAUACAGUAGGUGGUCUUGGAAGUUAAUAGUUCACAUUGGGUUUAUAUUAUCAGUCUUAGAUCUUUAUCUGCUGGUGUUCACACACUCGAGGUCCCCCAAAAAGGGACCGGCUCAUCUGACACCUGCACGUGCAGAAAAGACUGCAGUCGUCAGGGCAGCCUGCUGGCUCCCACAGCGUGCAGCUCUCUUGCAUUCAAAGGGAAUCCAUCAUCACUUUUUUGGCCUUGCUUGAUUGGAAGGUGACUACGUGGAUGGUAGAACUGAAAUGUUUUCAUAGUUUUGUAAUCAAGGUUUUGGGAGGUUUUUCUGUAAAAAGGGAAAUGAGCACUUUUGGGGGAGAUUGGUUAGGAGGAGUCUGGAAGUUAGAUGUCGUUUUUUCCUUUUCUUCAGUGAGCCUUAUUUUCAAUUUUGGUGUAGCUAAUCCAAAGUAUGAUGGGAUCGUUGAUGUGAGAUGGCUACAGAAUAAGGACCUGAAGACAAAUAGUAGGCAAAUCAGUCCAUCCAGUCCCCAAAUCCCAUUUGCACUUUUUAUUUAAGAAUGAUCUGCACUGGGGGAGGGGACACAAGCAACAGAUCUUAAACCACAGACAAUCUUCUUUUUCAUGC